CAUGUGGUCAAACAACAAGUGCAGUUUAUCGUCGUGUUCGGUGCGCAGGAAGAGCGGCGGAAGCUUCUGCUUAUUGUCUUUAUUUACACCUCGGUACACCAUGAGCACAGGAACAGCGAACACACGCAGUCCCUGCUUCAUGUUUCUGAACCUAAAAACCAGCCUCAGUGGAACAAGAUGAUCAAAAACUGGGGAGUGAUCGGAGGGAUAGCAGCGGCGAUUGCAGCAGGAGUUUAUGUCAUGUGGGGCCCAAUUACAGAGAGGAAGAAGCGGAAGAGAGGGAUGGUUCCAGGUCUGCUAAAUCUGGGCAACACCUGUUUCUUGAACUCCUUGCUCCAGGGCUUGGCAGCGUGUCCGUCCUUCAUCAGAUGGUUGGAGAAGUUUUCCUGUCUGCCCACAAUCCAGUCCUGUAAGGACAACCAGCUGUCCACCACACUGCUUCAGCUCCUACGAGCUCUGUCCAGUGAUGAGCCUGGAGAUGAAGAUGUUCUUGAUGCUGGAUGCCUCUUGGACAUUCUCAGACUGUACCGCUGGCACAUCAACUCGUUUGAAGAGCAGGAUGCACAUGAACUUUUUCAUGUCCUCACGUCUUCUCUGGAGGAGGAGCGAAAUCGACAACCCAAAGUCACACAUUUAUUUGACGUGCAGUCACUCGAGAAUCUUUCUAAUCAAGAAGACAAAACAACAACUUGCAUAAGUCGAGCUCCUCUUCAUCCAAUCCCGGACCCUUGGAAGUUUCAGCAUCCUUUUCACGGCCGUUUAACAAGCAACAUGUCGUGUAAGCGCUGUAACAUACAGAGUCCAGUGCGGUAUGACUCAUUUGAGACCCUCUCCCUGUCCAUCCCUCUUCCUCAGUGGGGUCGGCCUAUUACUUUAGAUCAGUGCCUGCAGCAUUUUAUUUCAUCCGAAACAAUCAAAGAAGUAGAGUGUGAAAACUGCACAAAGCUUCAACAAAGUACAACUCUAAACGGGCAGGUUUUAGAAAGCCAGAGAACGACGUUUGUUAAACAGCUCAAACUUGGAAAGCUCCCUCAGUGCCUGUGUAUCCAUCUACAAAAGCUGACGUGGUCCAGUGAAGGAACCCCCAUCAAGCGGCAGGAACACGUGCAGUUCGCAGAGUUUCUGUCGAUGGAUCGCUACAAACACAACAGCUCCACGCAGAAUCAUCGCAGGAUCAAAUGUGCCCCCAAAGCCCCGCGGGCAGAAAGUUUAAACGAUUCCACAGAAAUGCCCAAAGCUAACGGGACUGAUACAGAAAACAACAACAAACCUUUCUCUAACGGAACCUGCUCUUCUGUCUUUAUUCACUCUCCGGGUUUAAACUCACAACUUGGCGUAACGUAUGACUUCAGCRUCCUCCCCUCCAGCUCGACGGAGUACUUGUUUCAGCUUGUGGCUGUGCUGGUCCACCACGGGGACAUGCACUCGGGACAUUUCAUCACGUACCGCCGCAGCCCUCCUCGGCCGCACGGCUCCUCGGCCUUCAGCUCACAGUGGCUCUGGGUGUCGGACGACUCGGUGCGGAGGUCCAGCCUGCACGAGGUGCUGUCUUCCAACGCCUACAUGCUCUUCUAUGAGAGAGUUCGGAGGCCGAGCCUGAGCCGCGACAGUGAGCUGUGUGAGGAAAGCCGCCCUGGAGUGUCGGUGUUUGAGCGUUGUGUGUGAGUGUGCCGUGCGGCGGACACGUCCUGCUGCUUUGAUCACAGCAGGAGGAUCGUAAUCCCAAAGAUAACGGACCUGYGGGACUUUUUUUGUGACGCUCUUGGUCAUGUAAGCUACGACUCUUUGACUCAUUUAACUAUUUCUGUGAGUUUCAUGGCUUUACGAAACAAAGACACAGGAACACCUGACAGCAAUGUGAUGCACAUGAGCAGCUUUAUCUGAGCUGCGACACAGUUACCAUGCUGUGUAAAUAUGAACGAAAAACAUUUUCAUGGCGUUCCUGUCAACUUGUCAUAGUCUAUGAAUAACAAACACAACCGUAGCUGAGUAUAGUUUCUCAGAGGGGUUAUUUUGAAGUUGUUACACAUUAUAAAACAGUUUUURAAUCUGCCUAUUUCCAACAGUGUGUGUAAACUAUUGUAGAAAAGUUUUAAUUAAAGUUUCAACUAAUACGUUGUUAAGCUGUACGGUCCCCGUUUACAGAGCUGCAUGACUGAGGAUCAUGUUCUUUUUAAGAAUUUUUAAAAAGUUAAACCACAAGUUCAGCCACUGAAAUGAUGAUUAAGUGGAGACCACUCUGAAAAUACAAUGUUUAAAAGCUUUGGUGUUCAAUAGAAUAAUUGUUCAUCUCCGUUAACAAAACUUAAUUAGAUGUUUCUGGGUAUAUUUUCCUGAAUGAUAUUUUUAAUUCCGAGCAAUAGAUAACCGUUUUGUACCAAACCAGGAAAAUUAAAAUGAGCAUUAAAAUGCACUUCGUAUUUUCAUGUGAGGUGGAAUGUUUGUGUGAAGUAUUUGAAUGAUUGUUUUCUGAUAUAAAAGUGAAAAGAAUAAAAAUUUAGUUAAGCUUUUUA
This is a messenger RNA of Austrofundulus limnaeus, 2513 nucleotides long. RefSeq names its product ubiquitin specific peptidase 30 (gene usp30). The transcript is spliced from 13 exons. Gene Ontology annotation, cellular component: nucleus; cytosol. Lineage: Eukaryota; Metazoa; Chordata; Actinopteri; Cyprinodontiformes; Rivulidae. Bases 178 to 1665 code for a protein of 495 amino acids. Gene Ontology annotation, molecular function: cysteine-type deubiquitinase activity. Gene Ontology annotation, biological process: protein deubiquitination. The record is from RefSeq and is a predicted model, not a curated record.